Molecule: messenger RNA, 768 nt
Organism: Olea europaea var. sylvestris
Lineage: Eukaryota; Viridiplantae; Streptophyta; Magnoliopsida; Lamiales; Oleaceae
Exons: 3
Coding region: 1-768 (255 amino acids)
Source: RefSeq, a predicted model, not a curated record
AUGCCCAGUUAUGCAAAAUUAUUGAAGGAGAUCCUGUCUAACAAAAGGAAGCUAGAAGAACAUGAGACUAUUUGCCUAAACAAGGAGUGCAGUGCAAUUCUAUUGAAAAAGCUACCUCCCAAACUAAAAGACCCAAGGAGUUUCACGAUACCUUGCACAAUUGGUUCUAAUUUCUUUGAACAUUCUUUAUGUGAUUUAUGUGCCAGUCUUAAUUUGAUGCCUCUCUCUGUUUACAGGUCUCUUGGAUUAGGAGAAGCAAAACCUACAAUCAUCUCUUUGCAAUUGGCAGAUAGAUCGAUCAAACGACCGAAGGGGAUUAUUGACGAUGUGCUAGUGAAAGAAGAUUCAAACAUCCUUCUAAUCUUGGGAAGACCCUUCUUGGCUGCCGGAAGAGCGCUAAUUGAUGUUUACGAUGGAAAGAUGAUUCUUCGAGUAGACAAUGAGCAAGUCAUAUUCAACAUGUUCAAGACAAUAAAACAUCCACUGACUUCAGACACCUAUUUCCAAGUAGAUGUUCUUGAAGAGUUAGUGGCAGAUACAUUUGAGACAGAGCAUCAAAUAGUUCUUUGUGAAGCAAAAAUUGUACAAUCGGGAGCAACAAUGGAAAAGACACCCACUCUUGAACUAAAGCCCUUGCCUUCACAUCUCCGUUAUACAUAUUUGGGAGAAUCUACAACACUUUCAGUAUUCAUUGCAAAUGACAUGACAAUGGAAGAGGAGAAUAAAUUGUUAGAGAUACUCAGGCAGCACAAAACGGCAAUUGGAUGA